Rotaria sp. Silwood1 is the source of this 747-nucleotide messenger RNA. NCBI's taxonomy places the organism in Eukaryota, Metazoa, Rotifera, Eurotatoria, Philodinida, Philodinidae. The record is from the annotation of a GenBank genome assembly.
AUGACAACAUCAAUGAAGAAACAACAACUAUAUGGUGAAUAUAUCAAUCCAACAAUUGAUCAAUAUUCACCAAAAAAAGAAAAUCCAUUAGUAUUAAUGGCUCAAGCAUGUAAUAAUAUUGGUAAAGAAUUAUCAUCAUCAUCAUCAUUAUCAUCAUCUUCAACACUUUCAAUAAUAUCAAAACAACAAAAAUCAAAUUCACCAUCUGAAGGAAAAAAAUCCUUAAAACGUAAUGCACCUUCAACAUCUUCAAUAUCACCACCGUUAUCAAAAAGGAUGGCAUUUCCUCAACCAACAAUUCCAUCAUCAUCAUCAUCAUCAUUACCUUCAACUAAUCAACAAUCAUUUUAUUAUCCUCCAUCACCAUUUAUGUUUGAUUCUCUUCUUCUUCAUCAUUUAAGUAAAACAUUUACUUCAUCACCGUUCUUUUCAACAACAUCAUUUGGACAUUCAUCAAAUUCAGCUUUUACUCCAUCAUCAUUAUCAUCAUCAUCAUCAUCUCAACGAUCUCCUUAUUUUAUGGAUUCAAUUUUAGCACCAUUAAAUCCAUCGCCGCCACCCGCAUUUGUUUGUAAUUGGAUGGAAUCAAAUGUUCCAGAUGGAUUCUGCGGAAAACGUUUUGCAAAUCAUAUGAGUUUACUUGAACAUCUUUGUACAGCACAUACAUCAUUAUCAUCAAUGAAAGCAUCAUAUCCAACAUCUAUUUUUUCAUCUUAUUAUUCACCUACAUCAGUAGGAAAACUUUAA